GGAUUCCUCGUCUUUAUACAAAUAAAUGCUGCAACCUUGGCAGAUUCAGACUCAUGCACUCAAAUGCUAGAAAUUUAAAGAAUUUACUAGGAUAAUUAGGGUUCAUAUAAUGUAGAUCGGCAAUUAUCUGUGUAAAAUUUGUGGAGGAAAACCAAUCAGAUUUGGCAAUCACGAGAAUAAAUGAGAUUUAAAGAUAGAAUCACCAAAAUCUAUCAGAUUUAAGGAAAAACAAAAAUAAAACCAACAAGACCUGUUAUUCAAACCAGAGACCAGAUUGUUCUGUUGAUUUUUUUUUUUUGGAAACAUUCUGUUGAUCUAAUUUGGUUGUUUUUUUCCUGUUUGUAUUAAUUAAGAAAAAAGAAAAAGGAGAAUCCUAGUCUCUCCCUGAAUUUUGUUAGUGUCUCUGCUGGUUCAGUUAACAUGGUUUUGAUUCAAUGGUUCUUGGACAAGGGAAAUGCAACAGUUCAUGAGUAGUGGAAGGGCAGUUAUAACAAGUUUGUUAGCAGUCUCUAGUCUUUAACUCUUUCCACAAGAUUAGGAGAGAAUUUCUCUACAUUUGUGGAGGAAAGACCCUGUCUUUCUCUCUCCGAUGAUCUGUUUACUCUAACUACUUCCGCAUCCACAUAAAAUAUCAGAUGGAGUAGAAAUGGAGCGCAAAUUAGUAGGACACUUAGAUCACUGUAAGUAAUGAUGAUGAAUAGACUUAGUUUUGAAUCUCUUUCUUCGGUUUCAUCGGUGAAAGAACCUCCGGCAGACAAUGUUGAUCACGACAAGGUAAGUAUUGUAAUUUCUUCUAAUUCACCAUCGGCAAUAGCACCAACAACAGAGAAUAGUCAGAUCAAAGUUAGCAGAAGUUUUUCGUCAUCUCUUGUCAACCAAGUUAUCAAGGAAGAGGAACAAGAAGGGGAAGAACAGGAAGGAGGAAUCAACAAAAGAAAGAUGAUGAAGAAAAGAGAGACAAGUCCUGAUAUACUGUUAAACGAUGAUGGUUAUGAUCCCAAUAUAAAAAAAGCCGGUGGAUGGAAAACCAUGCCUUACAUCAUUGGGAAUGAAACAUUUGAGAAAUUAGCAUCAAUGAGUUUGACAGCGAACAUGACAGUGUAUUUAAGAACACAAUAUAACAUGGACGGUUUAACGUCCGUCAGCAUUGCCAGCAUUUGGGGAGGUACUUGUAAUAUUACAACACUCUUGGGCGCAUUCGUAUCUGAUGCCUAUUUAGGACGUUAUUGGACUUUACUGACUGCUUCUAUCAUUUAUUUCCUGGGUAUGGGGAUGAUGACUUUAACUGCAGCUAUACCAUAUUUAAGACCACCUAGCUGCAAUAAGCUUACCGCCAUAUGCCAGGAACCAGAAAAAUGGCAACUUGGAGUUUUGUUCAUCGCUUUAAUACUACUCUCACUGGGUGCUGGCGGCAUUAGACCAGUCAACAUCGCAUUUGGUGUUGAUCAAUUCGAUGUGACUACAGAAAAAGGGAAAAAGCAAGUCGAAAGUUUCUACAAUUGGUAUUAUUGGGGAUUCACUAUAGCUUUAAUUGUUGCCUUGACUGUUGUUGUUUAUAUUCAAAACAACAUUAGUUGGGCCUUGGGGCUUGCUAUCCCAACUGCUAUCAUUCUGCUCUCUAUCGUCGUAUUUUUGAUUGGCAGCAAGCUUUACAUCUGCGUGAAACCAAGAGGAAGUGUUUUUAUUGAUGUAGCUAAGGUGAUCUCGGCUGCAUUACGUAAAAGAAAAAUCAAGCUUAAACCGACUUCUGAGCACACCCUUUUCGACAAUCCAUCAAGAGAUCUUACGGUAGAGAAUCUUUGUCUCACCAAUCGGUUUAGUUGCUUGACUAAAGCUGCAGUGAUUACUGAGCAAGAUUCGUUUAACGAUCAAGGAUUGCCAACAAAUGGAUGGAGACUUUGCAGUAUUCAGCAAGUUGAGCAGUUUAAGUGUAUUAUAAGUGUUAUGCCAGUUUGGGUGUCUGGAAUUGCUUGUUUCGUCUGUAUGGAUCAACAAAGUACUCAAGGAGUGCUUCAAGCAAUUCAAUCAGAUACAAGAUUUAUACACAAUUUUCACGUCCCACCAGGUUCAAUGGGUAUUGCAGGUAUGAUCACAUUAUCGAUAUGGAUACCUAUUUAUGAGCACUUAGUCUUACCAUUGUCAAGAAGAAUGAGCAAAGAUGGAGUAGGGAUAACCUUAAAACAUAGACUGGGAGCAGGAAUUGUGAUGUCAAUCAUUUGCAUGGUAGUUGCCGGAAUCGUGGAAGGAAGAAGAAGAGAGAGCGCCCUAAAGAACCACACAUUCAUUGCACCAAUGUCAUUCGCCUGGCUUAUACCGCAAUACGCAUUAUCAGGUAUGACAGAAGUGUUUACGGGUGUCGGAAUUAUGGAAUUCUUGGCGAAACAGUUUCCACCAAGUAUGAGAACUUUGGCUGGUUCUUUAUUCUUUCUUAGUUUAGCUUGUGCAAGUUACGUGAGUUCGUUUCUCAUGAAUCUGAUUCACAGAUUAAGUCAAUCUGCAUCAGGUGAUAAGGAUGGAAGUAAUCCUGGAUGGUUAGGUGGUACUGACCUGAAUAAGAAUAAGUUAGACUACUACUACUUUAUUGUUGCAGGAAUUUGUGUUUUAAAUUUGCUGUAUUACAUUUUUUUUGCUAGUCGUUAUGUUGAUACAAGUAAGAAGGAUGAAGAAGGAGAGAGAGACGUAGAAUUGAAUUCCUAGGUAGUUUCAUUAGCUUGUAUUCUUUGGUUUGGUUAAAACUAUAUAAACUUCGUUCCUCUCUUGUUUUUAGAUACUGUCCGAUGAAUUAUCGACUUUUAGUCUACAGGUUAUGUACAAUGCUUACAUGAUAUGCUAUAUGCACU
Molecule: messenger RNA, 2840 nt
Organism: Papaver somniferum (opium poppy)
Lineage: Eukaryota; Viridiplantae; Streptophyta; Magnoliopsida; Ranunculales; Papaveraceae
Product: protein NRT1/ PTR FAMILY 2.8-like
Exons: 3
Coding region: 688-2697 (669 amino acids)
Biological process (GO): transmembrane transport
Cellular component (GO): plasma membrane
Molecular function (GO): transmembrane transporter activity
Source: RefSeq, a predicted model, not a curated record